This is a messenger RNA of Chenopodium quinoa (quinoa), 2148 nucleotides long. RefSeq lists its product as uncharacterized. The record is from RefSeq and is a predicted model, not a curated record. NCBI's taxonomy places the organism in Eukaryota, Viridiplantae, Streptophyta, Magnoliopsida, Caryophyllales, Amaranthaceae. Bases 465 to 1265 code for a protein of 266 amino acids. The transcript is spliced from 5 exons.
UUUUUUUUUUUUUGGGUGACCAUUGCUAUAAUGAUUGAUAAUACUUUAUUUUGGUAAUACGUAUAGUGUUAAUACAGUAAAAGAAGAGAUGAAUUAGUAAAGAGCUUGUCCACUUAUAAUAGCAUUAAGUAAAGAACUUAUCUAUUUGAGAUUCAAUUAUUACCACUACUUUAGCCAAAUUCAAGCUACCGCUAGUAUGUAGACAUUAGUGAUUUACAAACCCCCUUCCUCUCCCCACACGGCCUCACACACACACCAAGGAAAAAGGAGGAUAUCGGGGUUGCAUGUCUUUUAUAAAAGUAAAUAAGGAAAAUAAUUUAAAUGGUGGAGUUUGGUUGCGUUGAUUUGAGGAUAAAUACUAUAUACAUAAGAAACGUAGCGUAUAUAUUUAUGUACUUAUUUUGAUUAUUUAUAUCUUUCAUGCAUGAAACUAAUAAUUUUAAAGUGCUCUUGAUCAUAGUGUAAUGGCUGGUAGGGUAGCAUGGUCUGAUGACAGCACAGAAUUUUUUUUGGACAUAUGCUUGGAGAUGAAAGCGGGUGGACUAUCAAAGGUUAAUUGGGAUAGAAUAGUGAGUACUUUGAACGUUAAAAGUGGGAAGAAUUUCAAUAUUAAACAAGCAAGAAAUCAUUGGGAUGAUUUAAGGAAGAGGUUCAAAAUUUGGAAUGAAAUGGAACUCAAUUGGACCGGUCUUACAUUUGAUCCUAUUACUGGUUGUCCUGUAGUUGAACAAGAUGAUAGGUGGAAUAUAUUUGUGAAGAAACAUAAAGGUAUGCCAGCGAGAUUCCUAAGGAGACCAUUGCCUCAUCUUGAGAAGUUACGGACACUUUUUUCAGGGUCUUUUUCUACUAGCAAAUGGAGUUUUUCUCCAGGAUUAGGUGGGGAACAGAUUGGUAAAGAAAAUGAGGAAAGGUCUGGGGACAGUGAUGAAAAUAUAGGAGAUAUGGAAAUAAGUAGGGGAAUAAAUAAUUCGGAUGAUGAACAGAGCAUUUCACCUCCUAAAAGUACCUCGUUGGGGAAACAUAAGAGUGAUGGGUGUACUAGUAAACUUAAAAAAAACAAGAGUAGUAACAUUGAAUCUUGUAUAGAGUUGUUGAAAAUGUCUAUUGAAACUAAUUGUAAGCAAGGGAGUGGUAAUAAGUAUAAAGAUGUUUCAGACGCUCUAUACAAUAUUGAGGCUAUUGUUCAACAAGGAGAAGGAUUUAUUUACCAAUGUAUGAAUUUUCUUCAUCAUGGCGAUAAUGCAGAUUUCUUCUUAGGUCUCUGAAGUGAUGAUCAGAAGAUAAUGUAUUUGAAGACAGCAUUUCAAGAUCCAACAUUGGGUGGUCCUUAAUUAGGUUUUUUGGGGUGAUGAGUAUUUGAAGUUAACUUUGUCUUAUGUUUUCCUAUGACUUGUUUUGCACUUUCAUAUGUUCUUUGUUAGUUAUUUGAUGUUGUUCUAGUUUUAAUUAAGGUUCCACAUAUGAAGCUACUAUUUUUUCUGACCUUUAGGUUUAAGUAGCUUCAUAUGAUGCUAUUGCUUUUCAGGUGAUCUAAUUAAGAAGCUUUAGCCUUUAUUUUAAAAGUCAUUGUUGAUUUUAUUUUACAAAUUGAAUAAUGUUGGUAUUUUGUUGGUUUAUGUUGUAGAAUGGAUAACACACUUCCAAUGUGCUUGACAAUUAUCGCAUUGGAAGAGCUAAAGAGACUUCUUACACCAAUUGAGAGAUUGCCUCUAAGCACUCUAUUGCAACAAUUGGGUUGUACUUUAAACAAGUACUGGAAGCAAUGGUUCAUUUGUCUACCGAGAUCAUAAGACCAUACCAAAGUUUGACCGUGGUGCCAAAAAAAUAGGUGACAGCACAAAAUAUUGGCCAUAUUUCAAGGAUUGUGUUGGAGCAUUGGAUGGGACUCAUAUAAAUGCAGUUGUAAGCGAUGAUGAUGGUGUGGCACAUCGAGGGCGUAAAGGAAAAAAAACAUGAAUGUUUUGGCUGCCUGUUCCUUUGAUAGGCUUUUCACGUUUAUCAACGUUGGAUUUGAAGGUAGUGCUCAUGAUAUUACUGAAUGGAACCAUUGCUUAACUGUACCAGAAUUUCGAUUUCCCCAUCCACCUCCAGGAAAAUAUUAUCUAGUAGAUUCUGGAUAUCCGAAUACCGUUGGAUAUUUGAGUCCAA